Molecule: messenger RNA, 1721 nt
Organism: Galendromus occidentalis (western predatory mite)
Lineage: Eukaryota; Metazoa; Arthropoda; Arachnida; Mesostigmata; Phytoseiidae
Gene: Shc
Product: SHC-adaptor protein
Exons: 11
Coding region: 66-1721 (551 amino acids)
Biological process (GO): cell surface receptor protein tyrosine kinase signaling pathway; intracellular signal transduction
Cellular component (GO): plasma membrane
Molecular function (GO): receptor tyrosine kinase binding
Source: RefSeq, a predicted model, not a curated record
GCAGGCAGCUCCAUCUUGGCUCAUCCGGCUUAGGAGGUCAUCUCAGUAGCUCAACAGGAACUCUCAUGCACCUCAGUCCCACGUCACUCGUCUUACCUCAGAAUCCGAGCUCUGCUCCGAGUUCUACGGCGCUCACGCCCGAAUUGAAGAGACCGCCCAAUCAGAAAUUCGUUAAACAUCUCGAGGCGAAUCUUCUCAAAAAUUCCAUCAGUGAUUCCCACUUGAAUUGUACAAAGAACAGAGAAGAACGGUACAUCAAAGUACCUAUCGGCACCGCUGUUCCACCUCCUAGACCAAAUGUACCUUGUCCAAAAAAAGACGUCCGUCACAAUCCUAGUCACAACCAUUUCCAUCAACAAAGUUCCCAACGAAACGACCAGGUUCCGAAGACUCUCGCCCCGAUCGUUUCUCAAAAUCUGCGCUCGGCGCAAGCACCUCUCCACGUGCUACCACAGACUUCAUUCAGACUCGUUUCAUCGGCGAGAAAGUGCAAAAUGGCUCCCUCGAACACCGAAGGAGCGACCGGGAGUUCCCAACGAACCUGGCUGCAUCAGGAUAACGAAAUACUUGGAAACGGAGUCAUAUACACAGUCAAGUAUGUCGGCUGCCUGGAAGUUCUGACCUCAAUGAAAAGUCUGGAUUUCGAGACGCGCACAUUGAUCGCAAAGGAAUGUAUCGUGAGAGUUUGCGAAGCAGCCGGUCUUAGGACAGUAGAUCGAAAAAGGAAAUUGGACAGACGCUUGCUUCGAGUUCUCGCAGAGAAACCUAUCAUGGAGCAUGCAGGUGCGAAUGUCUCACUGUGUAUUAGUGCUUCAGCGUUAGCAUUGACAGAUCUCGAAUCGGGCCACAUCGUAGCCACCCACGCUAUGCCAAACAUCAGUUUUGCAUCAGGUGGUGAUCAGGACACAUUGGACUUUGUGGCUUACGUCGGGAAAGACGAUUUGCACAACCGAGCUUGCUUCGUGCUCGAAUGCGAAGGAGGAUUAGCCCAGGAUGUCAUUGCCACCAUCGGGCAGGCUUUCGAAUUGAGGUUCAGAGAGUUCCUACGACGAUCUCCAGUUCCAGUACCUACGCUUCCACCAGCGAGAGAUCCUGAUUAUUAUAAUGAUUUACCUGGGAAGAUUCCCCCGGAACCCGCUCCCAAGGCCCUGCCAAAUAACAAUAAUACUACUGCUACAACACCAAAUAAUAACACCUCAGCCGCCGGCCAUGGCGGCGCUGGUGAAAACCUCAUCGAUUUAGAAAACACUGAGACAACGGUCGACCCCACCUCUGUCCAACCCAUCCACGACUAUGUAAACACCAACUUAGAUCCUUUCGAUAUGAUGCCAAUGUGUGAAGUUAUUCCUCCAACGACGCUCCCGGCUCCGUCGGCGGAAGUCCAUCCUCCGCCCGAAGUUCUGGCCGUGAUCGAGCAGCGCCUCCGGGUCGAACCGUGGUAUCAUGGCGCCAUUUCGCGAGAGGAAAGCGAAGCUCUCCUGAAGAAGGACGGCGAUUUCCUUGUGCGUGAAUCCAAGGCUCAGAAGGGAUUUGUUCUCACCGGUCUGCAAGGAGGAAGCGGGAAGCAUCUCCUCUUGAUAGAUCCCAAUGGAGUGGUCCGGACAAAGGAACGUACCUUCGAGAGCGUCUCACAUUUGAUCAAUUUCCACCGAGAUAACCAAUUGCCGAUUAUUUCCCUGGAUUCGGCACUGCUCCUCAUCAAUCCGGUUUGCAAACACUAG